Molecule: messenger RNA, 1125 nt
Organism: Thamnophis elegans (Western terrestrial garter snake)
Lineage: Eukaryota; Metazoa; Chordata; Lepidosauria; Squamata; Natricidae
Gene: MEA1
Product: male-enhanced antigen 1
Exons: 4
Coding region: 128-667 (179 amino acids)
Biological process (GO): spermatogenesis
Source: RefSeq, a predicted model, not a curated record
GGCCGGAUGUGCUUUGCUUCCGGGAAUUGAGGCCGUGGAAGAUUUCUUAGUUCGGUCUUAUAGCAAGAGAGCGCAAUUUGUCUUGGUGCUGAGAUCAAGUUUCUUUUUCCUGUACAGAUCCAAUUGCAUGGCCGUAGAGACAGUAGUUACACAGAGAAUGGGUCCAGAGAGGAUCUGUCCAAAUGAGCAUGAGCAGCUGGGGCUCCAAGAACCAUCUGAUGCAAUCCUUGAUCCCGUUGGCGAAUGGAGUAGUGAAGAACCAGAAGACGAGGAGGACGAGAAUAUUAAUAAUGGCUAUGUAUAUCAGCCACUGAACCAAGAACUGGAUCAGGGAUCAACAACACAUGAAUCAUCAGCAACUAGCACAGAGCCAGCUCUUGACAUCAAUCAGCGACUUCAGGCAAUGAGACUACAUCUGCCUGAUCCACCUAUCGAAAGUGAUAACGAGGAUGAAGAGAGACUGGUAGCUCAAAGCAGCCACAGUUCAAUCCCCAUGGAUCCAGAACAUGUGGAAUUAGUGAAAAGGACCAUGGCUGGAGUCAAGCUCCCUACACUGAGCAUUCCUGCAUGGGCCAAUGAGAUAUCGGAUGAGCAGUGGCAGGAUAUGGUGCAACGAACACUGCAAGACAGACAAAGUCAGAAUGGAUUUAAGCCAGAAUGGAAAUGAAGAGCUUCUUGUCUACAAAGAAAACAUCUAAACUGGAGUUAAUCUACUUUAAACUAUCUUGUUCUAAAGUGAUUAGGUAGUUAUCUCACUUUUAUUCAGCACUGAACCUGUCAAUUCAUCUGGUAAAACUGCAAAUAAUUCACUAGUUGUCUAUAGUACUUAGUUAUAAAUGCUUAGUGGUGGUGACUGUAAGGCUGUUUUCUUAAUCCUGAAAAGAAAAAAAUGUUUUGGAUAUGUGUUUAGUCUGUUCUUUCUCCUCUUCCCCACUACCUAUUGUGACACAUGGGCUAAAGAGCUAAACGUGGCCAUGAGGUGCAGUCCAGUGUAUCAUCUUUUCAAGAGAUCCAUUUUAUUUAGUUCUGUACAUACAGGGACAUCUGUACAAAAUCCAACACUGUCAUACUAUGUAAUACUCUACUGAAAAUAAAGUACACCAUAUGUACAUAAUGAAUUGAAAA